Molecule: messenger RNA, 800 nt
Organism: Magnolia sinica
Lineage: Eukaryota; Viridiplantae; Streptophyta; Magnoliopsida; Magnoliales; Magnoliaceae
Exons: 5
Coding region: 115-591 (158 amino acids)
Cellular component (GO): chloroplast thylakoid membrane; chloroplast inner membrane
Source: RefSeq, a predicted model, not a curated record
ACUAUUGGAAUUUUGAGGCAUCUAACUUCCUUCUUGGUUUUAACAACAAUAGCAAAUCCAAAACUCGUAUUUCGUUUCAUCUGAUUCUUUCGUUCUCCUUUUCGCUCGAUUUCCAUGGCUUUGUCUACAGCUGGUGUUUCCAUCACAGGCAGAUCUCAUUUCAAGUCAUCUGACCUUUGGUCCACAAAGCUCGGCACAUCUGGGAAGCAAUCAAGAGUCACAUUUCAAAGAAAGUUGAAUCAAUCGAAACCUGAUUUUUCAAUUCGUGCACAGUACAAAGAGCGUUCUAGGGGUGGAGGUGGUGAUUUUCUUGCUGGUUUUCUUCUAGGAGGGGCGGUGUUUGGGACAUUGGCGUAUGUCUUUGCUCCGCAGAUCAGGAGAUCCAUACUGAAUGAAGAUGAAUACGGAUUUCGGAGGGCUAAGGGACCCAUCUAUUAUGAUGAGGGUUUGGAGAGGACCAGCCAGACACUGAAUGCGAAAAUAAGCCAACUAAAUUCUGCAAUCGACAAUGUUUCCUCACGACUGAGAGGGGGGAUUAAGUUGGUAAAGGAGUCCAGAAAGACCGACUCUGAAAUUGAAGCUGCCAUGUAGACAUCUAUUUCCUCAUGGACUGCAUCUCUUAUGUUGGGCUUGAUGGUCAAAAUCCUCAUCAAUCCUUUCUCAGGUUGGAUGUUCAAAACUGCAUCUUUUCUUUUCGAUUCUUGAUUCAUAGCACCGUGAACUUGCUGUAAGUUUGUCUUGAUGCCUAUUCUCCAGGAACUAGUAAUUCCAAACUUCAGUGCUAUACCUGAUAUUUUGAA